Molecule: messenger RNA, 3323 nt
Organism: Magnolia sinica
Lineage: Eukaryota; Viridiplantae; Streptophyta; Magnoliopsida; Magnoliales; Magnoliaceae
Product: SNF2 domain-containing protein ENL1
Exons: 21
Coding region: 186-2963 (925 amino acids)
Molecular function (GO): DNA translocase activity; ATP binding; ATP-dependent chromatin remodeler activity
Source: RefSeq, a predicted model, not a curated record
UGUCUACGCCGGAGCCCCACUCGCUGUCCCCUCGGAGCGGGCUCGAGCUCUGUACGGAUCAAAACGGUCGGUCAGAUUUCCAUCUAAUAAAUUUCGAAUCUACCAGAGCGGGAAAGAAAGCAAGAGCGCAAUCACUACGUCUCUCCACAUCUAUCUCUUCCUCCGUUUCUCCACCUCUCUCAGCCAUGUCGAAAUCCAAACCCCUCAGUCUCAACGAGAGAAACGAGCGUCUUCUCGGCGACUUCCCCUCUCAAAGCCGCUCAUCUAAGGCCGCUCCCCAUCUUUUUCCAGCAGUGAAAAAAUCUGUCAAGGUUAAACUCCAAGGCAGGCGCCGCCUCUGCAAAUUCUCGUCGAAUCCCACUGAAGAAGACGAAGAAGAGUCCAACGGUCUGAUGGACUCUCCUCCUCAGAUCAGGGACAUACUCAACGAUCUCAGCUCCAGGCUUGAAACUCUCUCCAUCGAGAAGAAGAGAAUCCCCCAAACCCCGAUGUCUUCAUUUUCCUUAUUGUCUGAUUCCGAUUAUGCUGCUUCUCAUUCUCCGAAUCCGUCACUGCAACCGACACCUACUAACAUCAGUGAUACGACGGCAGAAGUGAAAGAAUCUGUGGCGGUUUCUUCCCUCCAUUCCCCUCUGGGUUCGGAGGACGAAGAAGACUGCGUGAUUUUAAGCGGAAAGGGAUUGGACAAAGAAGCCGUGCUGGGGGACGAUGGUCGUAAUGCCGUCUGGGUCGAUGACGUGGAAGAUUCAGUUUCUGAGGAUGGAGAUUCUAUCACGCUGAGUGGCCCCCUGCUGACGUACACACUUCCUGGUAGAAUUGCAAAGAUGUUAUAUCCGCAUCAGCGUGAUGGUCUGAACUGGCUUUGGUCUAUUCAUUGUAGGCGGACCGGAGGGAUUUUAGGUGAUGAUAUGGGCCUGGGGAAAACAAUGCAGGUCUCAGCCUUCUUGGCAGGACUCUUCCAUUCGGAUUUGAUUAAGAGGGCAUUGAUUGUAGCCCCAAAAACACUUCUUGCUCAUUGGAUCAAAGAAUUGUCAGUUGUGGGGCUUUCUGAGAAAAUCCGAGAGUACUAUGGAACUUCUGUAAAAACACGUCAAUAUGAACUUCAAUAUGUACUUCAGGACAAAGGCGUACUUCUCACCACAUAUGACAUUGUACGGAAUAAUUCAAAAUCCUUAAGUGGUGAUUGUUACCUGCAAGAAGAUGCAAGUGACGAUAGCAUCACAUGGGAUUAUAUUAUACUCGACGAGGGACAUAUCAUAAAGAACCCUAACACACAAAGAGCCAAAAGUUUGACUGAGAUACCUAGCAUUCAUCGAAUCAUUAUAAGUGGGACACCAAUACAAAACAAUCUAAAGGAGCUCUGGGCCCUGUUCAAUUUUUGCUGUCCAGAAAUUUUGGGUGACAAAAAAGAGUUUAGAGAAAGAUAUGAGCAUGCAAUUCUACGGGGAAAUGAUAAAAAUGCUUCUGAAAGAGAAAAGCGUGUUGGCUCUACUGUUGCUAAGGAGCUACGGGAACGCAUCAAACCAUAUUUUUUGCGUCGCUUAAAAAGUGAAGUAUUUCUUGAAAACGAAGGAACAAAGAGUGCAAAACUUUCUAAAAAGCAUGAGAUGAUCGUAUGGCUUAGAUUGACUCCUUGCCAGAGGCGACUAUAUGAAGCUUUUCUGAAGAGUGAGUUGGUUCAUUCAUCAUUUAAUGGGUCACCAUUAGCUGCUUUAACGGUUCUAAAGAAAAUAUGUGAUCAUCCACUUCUUUUAACCAAAAAAGCUGCAGAAGGUGUACUAGAAGGAAUGGACGCAAUGCUAAAUCAUAAAGAGCUUGGUAUGGUCGAAAAAAUGGCCUUGCAUUUAGCAAACAUGACUGGUCCUGAAGAAACACAUCAAGUGCAUGACAAUGUGUCAUGCAAGAUUACUUUUAUUGUAUCGUUACUGGAGAACUUGGUUACCGCAGGACACAAUGUGUUGAUCUUUUCCCAAACUCGCAAAAUGUUAAAUCUCAUUCAGGAAGCAAUAUUAUCAAAGGGCUACACAUUUUUACGCAUUGAUGGUACCACCAAAGCUUUUGAUAGAGAGAAGAUUGUGAAUGAUUUCCAAGAGGGUAAAGGGGCUUCUAUCUUUCUCUUGACAUCUCAAGUUGGUGGUCUCGGUCUUACACUCACAAAAGCAGACCGUGUGAUUGUGGUUGAUCCAGCAUGGAAUCCAAGUACGGACAACCAGAGUGUCGAUCGUGCAUAUCGCAUUGGGCAAAACAAGGAUGUUCUUGUUUACCGUCUAAUGACAUGCGGCACCAUUGAAGAAAAGAUUUACAAAAUGCAGGUUUUCAAGGGAGGCCUAUUUAAAACUGCAACGGAGCACAAAGAACAGACUCGUUACUUCAGCAAGAGAGAUCUUCAGGAGCUUUUUAGUCUCCCAGAACAGGGAUUUGAUAUUUCACUUACUCAACAGCAGUUGCAUGAAGAACAUGAUUGCCAACACAAAAUGGAAGACUCUUUGAAGAGCCAUAUAAAAUUUCUGGAGUCUCAAGGUAUAGCUGGAGUUAGCCACCAUAGUCUUCUCUUCUCUAAGACUAAACCAGUACAGUUGGUGCAGGAAGACGAGAGAGUGGCUAGAGAAAUGGGUGCUAUGCGUGUGGGCCCAUCAUCAAGCCUUUCUUCACUCGAGCGUGAUGUGGAUGGGGCCAAGUAUGCAUUCAAUCCUAAAGAUAAGCAACAAUGGAGAAUAGAGACUGAAAGUGCUCUGAAAGAAGCAAAAGCGGAGGAAAUUAAGAAGAGAAUUGAACGCAUGGGUCAGACUUUGGCCAACAAGGCUCUGGUUUCAAAGUUGCCGGAUAAAGGAGAGAAAAUACAAAGGCAGAUAGUUGAAUUGAAUUUAGAACUUGAUAAGAUUAGCAAGUCACAGAGUAGGGCGGAAGAAGUCAUUGAUUUGGAUGACAUCUCUGGGAGGUUUGAAAGGCUCCGAACUGAUUGAAGCUUGUCAAUCAGUUUCUACAAUGGAAAGCAUGCAUCCUUGGUAUGGUACAUCAACUUUUUUCCCCCCUUUAAUAUAUAGAAAAGCAAUGGUUGAAACCCUAAAUACUUCUGUUAUCAAUUUUUUUUUCCUGUAAAACUAAGCGGCUUGUUACACAAAAAAUUGGCAUGUAUUUUAAUUAACCACAUGCCCCAACUGCUGAUGAUGCACUAGGCAGCAUUUUUGCACCAUCUACACAUUCAGAUGUAGAUAUUGGAAUAUCUUGUUCCUAGUAGAUGGAGUACACAUUACAUUCUUGUAUAGAUACUUGUAUGCCUUUCUAUGAAAUCAAUGAAAAGAUCCAAAUCCCUUUCAUUCUGA